AUGGCCCGCUCUUGGAAGCCCGUCUUCUGGGCCCUUUUUCUGCUCGUGCAGCUGGGCAUCGCGUCCUCCGUGGCCGAGAAGCUCGGCUUCGCAGGCAAGGCCGUCGCCGACCUUAGCCUCGAGGAGCUCGACGAGCAACUGCAGCAAUGCUCCGUCGUCCAGAGCCUCACGGCCGACAAGCUAUCUAAGAUGAGCGACACCCCUUCCCUCCUCUCCCGCGCCUUCGGUGUACUUUUCCCUGGCUCGCCCGCCGUCAACGCCAUCCUCGCGACCCUCUAUAUCUCCGGCCCGCCCAACUUCCUCCUGGCGCUCUGCCCACCCAACAUCGACCCCUCCUCGCUCUCCGUCAUGGUCGCCUUCGCCGUCGGCGGCCUCAUGGGCGACACCCUCUUCCAUCUACUCCCCGAGAUCUUUCUCGGCGAGGACGAGCCCGAGCGCGCCCGCCUGGUCCUCGUCGAACCGAACCGCAACCUGCUCCUCGGUGUCGCCAUCCUUGUCGGUUUCAUGACCUUUGUUGCCAUGGACAAGGGGCUGCGUAUUGCCACGGGUGGUGCCGGCCACUCGCACGAUCACGCCGGCCACUCUCAUGCCGAAGCAAAGGCCGAGGGCGCCUCGUCGGGCGUGGAGAAGGCGGGCGAGCUCAAGUCGCGGAAGAAGAAGACCGACGCCGUCUCCGGCGGUGACGCUGUGGAGAGGACGGAGAAGGAGAUCAACCCCAGUGUCAAGCUCGGAGGCUACCUCAACCUGAUCGCCGACUUCACGCAUAACAUCACUGAUGGCCUGGCCAUGUCGGCUAGCUUCUACGCCUCCCCAACCAUCGGCGCCACGACAACGGUCGCCGUCUUCUUCCAUGAGAUCCCCCACGAGGUCGGCGAUUUCGCCCUGCUGGUGCAAUCGGGGUUCAGCAAGAAGGCGGCCAUGGGUGCGCAGUUCGUGACCGCGCUCGGCGCGCUCUUGGGAACGCUCAUCGGCAUCGCCAUUCAGGAGCUCGGCGGCAGCUCCGGCGAAGGCGCCAUGGGGCGCAACGCGGGUCUCUGGGGAACCAGCUUGACCUGGGGCGAUAUGCUUCUGCCCUUCACCGCGGGUACGUUCCUCUAUGUGGGCACUGUUGCCGUCAUUCCCGAGCUGCUGGAGACGGGCCCGAACAAGAUGGCCGAGCUGCGUAAGACGCUGGUGCAGUUCGCUGCCAUCGCCGUGGGCGCCGGCAUCAUGCUGUACAUUUCGUGGCACGACUGA
Messenger RNA from Colletotrichum higginsianum IMI 349063, 1236 nucleotides. RefSeq names its product ZIP Zinc transporter. The record is from RefSeq and is a predicted model, not a curated record. Gene Ontology annotation, biological process: zinc ion transmembrane transport; intracellular zinc ion homeostasis. Gene Ontology annotation, cellular component: membrane. The coding region runs from base 1 to 1236 and encodes 411 amino acids. The transcript is spliced from 4 exons. Gene Ontology annotation, molecular function: zinc ion transmembrane transporter activity. Lineage: Eukaryota; Fungi; Ascomycota; Sordariomycetes; Glomerellales; Glomerellaceae.